CACUUCCGGUAGAAAAUGUCAUCUGUAAACAUAAAAAAAGCUUGAUGGACAUGUAACGAAUGAACGUUGAACCGUUCUUUUUUAUGGUUCUAAACUAGUUUUUGGACAUGGACAAAGCAUCUCGCCAUGAGCUUCUAAGGAUAGUUGAAGCACAGAGAGAGAAAAUUACAAAAUAUGAGGCAAAGCUUAAAGAUUUGGUUGUGGCUUAUAAAGGACUGGCAAAGGAAAAGGAAGCAUUAGAUGCCAGCUUAAAAAUUCUCUCUCAGAAGAAAACUGAGAGUGAUUCACCAUCAUCUGAACAUAAACAGGAGGGGGAACACCAGUCAACAACAGAUAAGAAAGAGAACCAGUUUACAGAUCCUCUCCAGGCCACUCAUAAGGGGGACGGCAAGGAAGAAGAGAAAUCUGAGGCAGGAUCUUCGGAGUCAGACCAAAUAAAGACCCUGACAGAAUCUUUGUUGACUCUGACACAGGAGAAAUCAAAGUUAGAGAGUGUGUACCUGGCAGACAAAAAAAGAUUACUGCAAGAGAAUGAGGAUUUAAAUGAAAAAAUUAAUGAGGAGAAAGAAAAAUCGGAAAAUGACAAGAAAAAACUAGAAAAGCAAAUACAAGAGUUGAAGCUGCGUAUUCGGGAGCAGCAGACAGAGAGAGAGAAGGAACAGAAUGACCACGCCCUCAUGUUACGAGAACUUCAGAAGUUACUGGCUCAGGAACGUACCUCUAAAGACCAGCUGGAAAAUCAGGUGGAUGAUCUGAAGUUUACUCUCUCAGAGAAAAGUCAACUUUUACCCAGUAUGUCCCAAGCCUACGAGAAAAAAAUAACGGAUCUGACUGCAGAACUAAAAGAGGUCCGAGGAAAGUUAGAGGCAGAGAAAAUCAAAGCCGAAAUGCCUCCAGAAGGUCUCAUACAACUGCAGAAUGAUAUGUCCAAAAUGAAGAAGGAGUACCAGUUACAGCUAUUGGAGGAACAGAAGAGAAGCUCCGAGUCCCAAGCUAAACUCGAGCGUUACAGACAGGAGAGUGAAAACCGUGUGUCUGCCCUUGAGUCUAAAAUCUCUGAGUUGUCGGACCUUGUGGGAAAUUACGAGAGGUACAAGGUCCAGGAUCAACAGACCAUACAGAAACUGAAGGAUCGCAUGUCGCAGCUUGAUCUGGAGAAUACUGCGCUGUCACGGUCCGCUAGUCAGAUCGGGAACUAUGAUGAAGAGUGGAGGAAUUUAGAGGCAUCACAGCUGGGUGAUCUCAUUGUCAAACUACAGGGGUUUCUACGAGAAGCCAAUAAAAGAACUGCUACUCCUGUUUUACUGGAAGAUUUACUGCGAGAUGAGGAUGGACAGUGUCCCAAGUGUAGAAAGAACCGAGAGGAAUGGGAGAACCUGAAGGAGGAAUAUGAGAGAUACAAACUCAGGGCUCAGAGUGUGCUCAAAAAUAAAACCUCAAAGGACACAGGGAAUAGUAAGGAAAUGGACACACUGAAAUCUCAGCUGAAUGAACUCAGGGAGAGAAAUAAAUCUCUACAUAUACAACAUGAGGCAGAGUUAGGGAAAGAGAAAGCAAAACUAGAGACAGCCCACAAAACACUGGUGUCUGUACAGGAAAAACACAAGGCAGAAAUUCUCCACUUAGAGGCCGAAUAUCAACAUCAGAAAAGUGAGUUAGAAGUAGAGAUUCGGAAACAGCGUGAACGGACGGUGUCUUUACUGGCCGAGAAAGAUCGUGACAUUGAGAUGUUAAAGGCUUCCAUGCCUAUUUAUGAUGAACGUUAUUUUCUUCAAAAUCCUCCUGACUCAGGGGCUUCGGCAGAAUUCCCUGGGGGUAAGUCUGAGGAGGAAAGAGCAGUGUCAAGGUUACUGAACAUGUCUUCCCUGAAUCAAGGGGAUUCCAAUCUGUUCUACCGACAAGAACUCUCCAGAAAGGAGGUAGAAAUAAAUGCAUUACGUAAACAAAAGCAUGAACUUGAGUCUGCUCUUAGAGAAUUACAAUUAAACAGUCAUUCUAAGGAGGAAUCACUAACUGAACGAAUUGAGAUGUUGACGGAAGAAAUCCGACGAAAUGAUAGGAGUAAGGCCAGAGAAGGUGCUAAUCUUGAGUAUCUUAAGAAUGUGACAUAUAAAUUCCUGACGAGCUUCGAUCCCAAGGCUAAACAGCAGAUGCUGAACGCCAUCACCACUAUCCUACAGUUCAGCCCUCAAGAGAAAUCAGUAGUCCACACACAGCUAAAGAGCUGGUGGGCGGGCACUAUAUCAUGAGGACCAACCACUGGGGGGGGGG
This is a messenger RNA of Saccostrea echinata, 2271 nucleotides long. Its product is annotated as GRIP and coiled-coil domain-containing protein 1-like. The transcript has 10 exons. Gene Ontology annotation, cellular component: Golgi apparatus. Lineage: Eukaryota; Metazoa; Mollusca; Bivalvia; Ostreida; Ostreidae. The record is from RefSeq and is a predicted model, not a curated record. Bases 108 to 2249 code for a protein of 713 amino acids.